Molecule: messenger RNA, 930 nt
Organism: Saccoglossus kowalevskii
Lineage: Eukaryota; Metazoa; Hemichordata; Enteropneusta; Harrimaniidae
Product: nucleotide-binding oligomerization domain-containing protein 2-like
Source: RefSeq, a predicted model, not a curated record
AUGAACUGGUUGGACCCAGUACCAUGGUGUGAAGAUGGAUUCCAGCUACAAUUACAGGAUGUAUAUACACAGUUAGAAAUCAAUGAGAGAAAUAAACAAGGCGUUGAAAUCAAAGGUGUAGAUUUCCAGGAGUGUUUGUCGCAAGACAAUCCAACACAUCGUAUCUUAGUGGAAGGAGAACCAGGAGGUGGUAAGAGUACACUUCUUAGAAAACUAGCUUUAGAUUGGGCUAAUGGGACAAAACCAAUGAAACGAUACGAUUUGGUUGUGUUGCUUGAAUUGAGACAAAUCACAAAACAUAGCACUAUCAUUGAUUUGAUAUUUGAUCAGUUAUUACCUGAGGAUUCAAACAUUGGUAAACAAAAUUUGCACAAUUACCUUAAUAAACAUCGGGACAGUGUAUUAAUACUUUUAGAUGGAGCUGAUGAAUUGAAGGAAUUAUUUAAGUCUGAAAUUAUGAAAAUAGUCGAAGGAAAGCUUCUCCGAGAAUGUAUUGUGAUAAUUACAUCUCGGGCAAUAGGUCUAGGACAACUCAAUCGUCAUGUUCACAAACAUUAUAUUAUCAAAAGGUUAAGUGUUGACAACAUAAAUUUAUACAUUCAGAAAUUCUUUAACGAUGAUGAACAAGCAAAUAAACUGACGAAUGACAUAGAAGAACGAGACAUAGAAUCUUUUGCAUCAAAUCCACUAAACCUAGCUCUUAUUUGUAUACUUUACGAAGAUUGUGACAAAACGCUUCCAACAAAAUUAUCUGAGUUGUAUUACCUAUUAACUGUUUGUGCAUAUAAGCGAUAUUGUCUGAAAAACAACAUCUGUAAUCCAUCUGAUAUCAGCAUCAAUGACUGUCCACAAUUUAAAAACUUAAUUUCAAGACUUGGAAAGAUGGCAUACAACGGUAUAAAAGAAGGACGUUUGCUGGCAUUUAAAUAA